UCCAAUGACUCCAUGAGACGGGAAUAACCUCCUGUGAAAGCUUCUUUGUUGAUCAAACCUUUUUUUGUAUUGAUCCGGACUUGAAAUUCAAGUUUUAAGUUUUAAGUCAUUCUUUGCACUGGCCAUUCAAGCGCGGCACCAUUCCGUUAUUUUAACGCAUUUUCGGGAUUGUAUUUUUGUAAGCGUUAAAUUGAGACGUAUUUAUUUUUUUUAAUCGUUUUUAAAAAGAAAAAAGAAAAAAAAAAGAACGUUUUUCGCGUCUUUGCACAUAUUGUAUUAUCAAAAUAGCAGUUCGUUUUGUUUCUAGUAGUACAUAUAAUUUAAAUAAAGUAGUUAAAAUGACAGGUGCGACUUCUUUGGACGCUGUUAAGAGAAAAAUCCAAACUUUGCAACAACAAGCGGACGACGCAGAAGACCGGGCUUUAGUUUUACAGCGCGAGCUGGACAAUGAACGGGAGCUCCGAGAGAAAGCUGAAGGCGAUGUGGCGGCUCUGAACCGCAGGAUUCAGCUGGUGGAGGAGGAACUGGACCGGGCUCAGGAGAGGCUGGGUACUGCAUUGCAGAAACUGGAAGAGGCUGAGAAAGCAGCAGACGAGAGCGAGAGAGGUAUGAAGGUAAUUGAGAACCGCGCCAUGAAGGACGAGGAGAAGAUGGAGAUUCAGGAAAUGCAGCUGAAAGAGGCAAAGCACAUUGCCGAGGAGGCUGACCGCAAAUACGAGGAGGUGGCCCGUAAACUGGUGAUUCUUGAGGGUGAGCUGGAACGAGCCGAGGAGAGAGCCGAAGUUGCAGAAUGCAAAGCUAGCGAUUUGGAGGAGGAGUUGAAAAAUGUUACCAACAACCUUAAAUCCCUAGAGGCUCAGGCAGAGAAAUACUCAGAAAAAGAGGACAAGUAUGAAGAAGAAAUCAAGGUUCUUAGUGACAAGCUGAAGGAGGCUGAGACCCGUGCAGAGUUUGCAGAAAGAUCAGUGACCAAACUGGAAAAAUCCAUCGAUGACCUGGAAGAAAAAUUAUCUAGUGCUAAAGAAGAAAACCUUGGAAUGCAUCAAGUCCUGGAUCAGACACUUCAAGAGCUGAACAGCUUAUAAGGCGAUGAGAGAGAAGGAAAGAUGUCCAUCCGUCAACAUUCCACAAAUACUCUCAUUCACUCCAAAUCUCAAGCUAUUAAGCCAUAUUUUCUCACAGAAGAUUAAUUUAAAUUUUUAGGUAUUUCUUUAGCGUUUUCUGUACCUUCUACAGGGGUGUAGAUUCCAGGGGGAAUAGGGGAGGUAACCAACCCAAUAAUAAAAACAUGCAAGUACAAAGCAACCCCCCCCCCCGGCCCCCAUGUAAAUUCUUCACACUGUAACCCCCCCAAUGUUCAAGCCAAAUCUACGCCCUUGAAUCGCUACCAAAGCUUUCAAAAUAAUUAGCUGACAUUUCUCCUGAGGUGCUAUAUCCCCAUUUCCCCACUGAAACAAUGUUAUAAGUAGCUUAAUAAAUGCUAUACCACAUGGAAAGUGUAUACGUUUGUGUGCUGGGUAGAAAUACCUCAACAUUCCCUCAAAUUUUUGGCAUUAAUGAUUCCCGGGCAAAUGAAGUCAUUAAAAGUGCAAGUUUUCCAUGGAGUAUUUUUGACUGUGUCAAGCCUGCCACCUAUUGGUCAAAUGGUGCACUGCAUCAAAAACUUUAUAACUGACUGUUAUAGUGGAUCAUUUGAGAUAUAACAUCACGAAAUGAUUGAUGUUGAUGCUUUAUUAAAUAUGUCUUAAUUUUUUAUUUCCAUUAUUUGAUUCCAUUUGGCAUCAAGAAAGUACCAGAAAACACCAUGGUUGUACCAUUAAGAUUUGGAUAUGGUGCCACUGGAAAUGCUGUCGAAUAUGGUAUAUCACGUGAAUAUGGUAAUAAUAAAGCCACCAUGAAAUGGGGACCAAAGAAAUACCAGUUCAUUAACUAGACUUUUCUGUGAAUGCAUUGUUUUUUUCUGUCAAUUAUUUUAAAAUGCCUCAUAAGUUUCUUUUCCACUCUCUUGUGUAAUAAAUUUUUAUAAAAAGUC
Molecule: messenger RNA, 2032 nt
Organism: Myxocyprinus asiaticus (Chinese sucker)
Lineage: Eukaryota; Metazoa; Chordata; Actinopteri; Cypriniformes; Catostomidae
Product: tropomyosin alpha-3 chain-like
Exons: 8
Coding region: 339-1085 (248 amino acids)
Biological process (GO): actin filament organization; muscle contraction
Cellular component (GO): actin filament
Molecular function (GO): actin filament binding
Source: RefSeq, a predicted model, not a curated record